Messenger RNA from Aricia agestis (brown argus), 1769 nucleotides. RefSeq names its product organic cation transporter protein-like. Gene Ontology annotation, cellular component: membrane. Gene Ontology annotation, biological process: transmembrane transport. The transcript has 7 exons. Gene Ontology annotation, molecular function: transmembrane transporter activity. NCBI's taxonomy places the organism in Eukaryota, Metazoa, Arthropoda, Insecta, Lepidoptera, Lycaenidae. Bases 66 to 1664 code for a protein of 532 amino acids. The record is from RefSeq and is a predicted model, not a curated record.
GUGUUCACUUUCUUCAAAAAGUGUUAUCUUACUUUCAUAUUUUCUAAGGACAAAAAUCUUUAAGAAUGUGCAAAGAAGUGAAUAAAGACAUACAUCCACAUAAAACUAUAGAUAUCGCAGGGAUUUUAGAAAAAUUCGGCCAAUAUCAAAUGUGGCAGUAUUUCUUAAUAUGCCUACCGACUAUUUUUGUUUCCAUGACGAACGUGAACUACGUGUUUGUUGCUGGAGAAGUUAAUCACAGAUGUCGUGUUCCGGAGUGCGAAUCCACGAAUCCAGUAUUUUCGCCAAACUGGUGGCCAGACUCGGCUAUCGGCAGUUGCGAUAAACCUAUUCUAAACCUUACCUCAUUAGAAAAUGACUCCGUUUGUACUAACACGAGCUUCACAGCCAGCUUGGAGAAAUGUACAGACUUAUUGUAUGAAAAUAAUGACACUAUAGUAGCUGAGUUCAAUCUUGGUUGCGAGCCAUUCAAAGUGAGCUUUGUGGGAACUAUUCGUGGUAUUGGAUCUAUAAUAGCAGUAGUGGUAGCUGGUUGGAUGAGUGACAGGUUUGGACGCAAGCCUACCAUAAUUUUAGGAGCUGUUGCGUGCGUCCUAGGAAAUUUAAAGGUAUUAGCAAGAUACGAAGUAUAUUUGUUUAUUGAAUUUCUGGAAGCAGCUAUUGCAUUAGCUGUAUACACAGCAGGACCAGUGUUAAUGUCAGAAAGUAGUACUUCUAAAACUAGGACUCUGGCAGGAGUUUUGUUCGCUUACUCUGUUUACAUGGGGGAAGCACUUCUAGCUUGUGCUGCUAUGGGACUACCCUACUGGAAACAUUUACUUCACGUUAUAUGUAGCCCACCUUUGCUUUUUAUUUCGUACAUACUCAUCAUGGAUGAGAGUUUGAGAUGGCAAAUUAUAACCGGUAGAUUAGAUAAAGCGAGGAUCACACUUCAACGAAUCAUGCAAAUUAAUAAAUUUGAAUAUGAAAACGGUAAAGUUGAAAAUAUUACAGACGACGAAAUUAGAAAAGCACUGAACGUAAAUGAAGGGGAAAAGAAAGAAGGAACGAAAGAUAUAUUUAAAUCAAAACUAAUAGUAAUAAGACUCGUAGCAGGAACAAUCUGGAGGUUAUCAGUUAGUUUUAUAUACUAUACACUCGUAGUAAAUUCUGUAUAUUUACCGGGCAACAAGUAUACAAACUUUCUGUUGUCCGCUUUGACUUCUUUUCCUGGUGAAUUAUUUUCAAUGUACUUGAUGAAUAAGUUCGGUAGAAGAAAACCUUUGAUGGCUGGAUUUCUGGUGUGUGGCGCAACAUGUAUAGCCAGUUCUUAUGUACCCAAUGAUCUAACGUGGUUGAAGAUUCUUUUAUUUUUGAUUGGCAAACUCUUGGCUUCAGCGAGUUUUACCGCUUCGGUAGUGUACACGUUGGAACUGUUUCCUACAAGCGUGCGAGGUUUCUGCAGUGGGAUAUGCACACUAGCCGCAUGUGUGGGGACGAUGCUAGCUCCGCUCACUCCUGCAUUGAGUGCAGUUUCUCCGAUCCUCACUUCUUUUUGCAUUGGGUUGUUAUCUGUUGUUUCUUUUACUUUAUUAUUUACAACACCUGAGACGCACGGCAAGGCUCUAUCUAAUACUAUAGAGGAAAUAACAGCAGAGAGCCGUAAAGAAGCAAACUCUCCGUGAAUAAUAAACGUGAAGGGACCUACAAUUUAGUAAAGAAGAAAACGAACAUUUCGCGCCAGAAGUAACAAUAUCUAUAAUAUUUGUUGAUAGAAGAAUAAUUGUUUU